Pleuronectes platessa (European plaice) is the source of this 1778-nucleotide messenger RNA. RefSeq names its product serine hydroxymethyltransferase 2 (mitochondrial) (gene shmt2). Bases 122 to 1627 code for a protein of 501 amino acids. Gene Ontology annotation, molecular function: zinc ion binding; protein homodimerization activity; pyridoxal phosphate binding. The record is from RefSeq and is a predicted model, not a curated record. Gene Ontology annotation, biological process: tetrahydrofolate interconversion; L-serine catabolic process; purine nucleobase biosynthetic process. The transcript has 12 exons. Gene Ontology annotation, cellular component: mitochondrial inner membrane; cytosol; mitochondrial matrix. NCBI's taxonomy places the organism in Eukaryota, Metazoa, Chordata, Actinopteri, Pleuronectiformes, Pleuronectidae.
GGCUUCCUCUCAGGGGCCUACAACUCCCAUCAGCCCUCGCGGCAAUCUCAACGGUGACAUCCUCGCAGUCCUUCCUGAACCAGUCGGCGCUGCUUCUUCCUCUGGACAGAGACCUGGGAACAUGCUCUCCUUCACGCUGAGGCGGCUCACACGGCCUCUGUGCCACAGAGCCCCUCUUCUUGCCAGUGUACGUGGGCAGCAGUCUCACGCUGCCACCCAUACCGCGAAUGAAGAUCCACCAUGGACAGGCCAGGAUAGCCUGGCCCAGGACGACCCUGAGAUGUGGAAUCUUCUGCAGAAAGAGAAGGACAGGCAGUGCCGAGGCUUGGAGCUCAUUGCGUCUGAGAAUUUCUGCAGCCGAGCAGCUCUGGAAGCUCAGGGCUCCUGUCUGAACAACAAAUACUCUGAAGGCUACCCAGGGAGAAGAUACUAUGGCGGAGCAGAAGUGGUCGACCAAAUUGAGCUUCUGUGUCAGAAGCGAGCCCUGGAGGCUUUUGACCUGGACCCAGCUAUGUGGGGUGUGAACGUCCAGCCAUACUCAGGCUCACCCGCUAACUUUGCUGUCUACACGGCCGUCCUCAACCCCCACGACCGCAUCAUGGGCCUGGACCUGCCCGACGGAGGACAUCUGACCCAUGGCUACAUGUCUGACGUGAAGAGGAUCUCAGCAACCUCGAUCUAUUUUGAGUCCAUGCCAUACAAGCUAAACAUUGCAACAGGACUCAUAGACUACGAGCAGUUGGAGAUGACGGCCAAGCUGUUCCGACCCAAGCUCAUCAUCGCUGGCACCAGCGCCUAUGCCCGCCUCAUUGACUACUCCCGCAUCAAGAAGCUGUGUACUGACAUCAAGGCCUACAUGCUUGCUGACAUGGCCCACAUCAGCGGUCUGGUAGCAGCCAGAGCCAUCCCCUCUCCCUUUGAAUACGCUGACCUGGUCUCGUCUACCACACACAAAUCCCUCCGUGGAGCCAGGGCUGGCCUCAUCUUCUACCGUAAGGGCGUCCGCUCAGUGGACAAGAAGGGGAAGGAGAUCAUGUAUGACCUCGAGGACAAGGUCAACUUCUCUGUCUUCCCCUCGCUGCAGGGUGGACCUCACAACCACGCUAUCGCUGGUGUGGCUGUGGCACUCAGACAGGCUAAUUCUCCCAUGUUCAAGGAGUAUAUUGACCAGGUGUUGAAGAAUGCUAAGUCAAUGGCCACAGCUCUUCUCAGUAAAGGCUACACCCUGGUAUCAGGCGGGACCGAGAACCACCUGGUCCUCGUGGACCUGCGGCCUAAGGGCAUUGACGGAGCUCGAGCCGAACGGGUGCUGGAGCUCGCCUCCAUCACUGCCAAUAAGAACACCUGCCCUGGGGACAAGAGCGCCCUGACACCUGGUGGCCUCAGGCUAGGUGCUCCAGCUUUGACAUCCAGGCAGUUCAAAGAAGGAGACUUUGUACAAGUGGUGGAGUUCAUGGACGAGGGCUUUAAGAUUGCGUUGGAUGUUAAGAAAAAGACAGGAAAGCUCCAGGACUUCAAGAACUUUCUUCUGCAGGACCCAGAGACUGUGGCUCGCAUCGCUGAUCUACGCCACCGCGUUGAAGCUUUUGCCAGGCCCUUCCCCAUGCCAGGCUUCCACGAUCAUUAGGCCAGUCUGUGCGGACUCAGCAUGCUGAGAGCCAGGUGAUAGAAAGCUGGCUGAGCAGAAAUGUCUGAGACGGGGAAAAUGUCAUGUGGUAGUCAAAUGUGCUUGGUGCCAGUAAAGUGGGAUGAAACGUAAGUUUCCUUGUAAUCAGUCA